UUCUAAAAUAUGUAAUGUAGUUUGGAAGUAGUAUUUGGGAUAGUAUGUACUACUAACCGAAAAAGAAGGUAGAAAGAGACAAGAGAGUGAAGAAGCAUUGAAUCAACCAAAAACCACACUAAAACACCUUUUCUUCUCUUUGGGACACUACAAAAAAACCAGAACUCAUUUCACCAAUGUCUAACAAAAACAACAAAUCUCCAAUUUUCCCUAUGAUCCAGUCUCAACAUUUCAGUGAUUAUGGCUUCGAUCCCCAGAUCCAUUACUUUCAGGUUUUGGAAGAAGCAAAGAAGCACAAGUCCUCCAUUGACACGUUUCAGUUCAAGCUUCAGAAACCUAUAUCGAAAGACGAUUUGAUCCGGACCACUCUUCACAACAAGAACAAGAACAAGAAGCGUUGGUUAUGGUGCAAGAACGCUUUGUUCUUCUUCAAGUGUCGGAAAUGGCCAAUCUCACGAUGCUCCGGUGGAGACAACAAUAAUGAGUUUGACGAUCGUACUAGCGACGACGACGUUCACAUUGCUAGAGCUAGGAACUUUAGAGCCGGUUCGUUAUCUGGUCCGGUUUACGUGACGGAGAGCUGGAGCGGUUCAAGCACACCGUACCGAACGAUGACUACGACGUCGGCGGUUCAUCAGUAUCUGAGUCUACGGGAGCUUAAUAUGGAGCGGCAACAGAGGAUCACUACCUCUUCCUCUUCUAUGUCCGGUCCUAUUUACUUGGUCACGUGAUUAUACAUCAAUUUGCAGAAUUAUCCUUUUAUCAAAUUUUUUAUUGGAUAAGAAAAAAGAGAAUUAUUAAGAUUUGUUUUUUGGGAGGUGUGGUUAUAGUUUAUUUGCAAGAAAAAGCUUGGAUUUGGUUUGCGGGCCUAAUGGGCCCAAUUGUUGUAUAGGUUAUGAUGAGUCCAUUGCCUAAGACUAAGAGUGUACGCAACUUUUU
Messenger RNA from Camelina sativa (false flax), 939 nucleotides. RefSeq lists its product as uncharacterized. NCBI's taxonomy places the organism in Eukaryota, Viridiplantae, Streptophyta, Magnoliopsida, Brassicales, Brassicaceae. The record is from RefSeq and is a predicted model, not a curated record.